AUGGGGGCUCUGUUGCACUCCUCUGUAACAUUUUUCACUCCACCGUCUCUGAACCUGGUCACGGGAAAUGGGUCUUCUCGGAAUCAGAGUUCUUGCUUGGAAUUCUCAACUGGGUACUCGUCUAUAUCUUGUUCUUGCAGACCAUUUAGAGCUCUGAAGCUCUAUGUUGGGUCCAGAAGGUCAGUGAUUGUUGGGGCUAAGAAGAAGAAUAGCAAGGAGAGGAAGAAGGAAGAUAAGCACAGCUUUGUGUCUAAACCUGAUGAGGCUACUGGGCCUUUUCCUGAAGCUGUGCUUCUUAGACAGGUGUUUCGUUUCAUUUUAGUUAUUUUUGUUUUGGACAAUAUUGCUUCACCAUUCAAGUAUGAAACUUGGAACGAAGUUCAGGAAGAUGGUUUGGUUCUCCCUGAGUUUGCGGACGAAGAUGAAGAAAAGGUCUAUGAAUUUCUGAAGCUUCAGCUGCAAGACGAUUUGGAUGAGGAACGAUUGCGCCACUAUGAGGUGGUUUAUCUUAUUCAUGAGAAGCAUGUGGAAGAGGUUGGGAGUGUAAAGGAGAAAAUUGAAGCUUUUCUAGGGGAGAAGAGAGCCAGGAUAUGGAGACUGAGUGAUUGGGGAAUGCGAAGACUAGCAUACACAAUACAAAAGGCCAAGAAUGCCUACUACGUUCUGAUGAACUUUGAGAUGGAUGCCAAAUGGAUAAAUGAUUUCAAGAGUCUGUUGGACAAGGAUGAAAGAGUCAUUCGGCAUCUCGUGAUGAAGAGGGAUGAGGCUAUUGCAGAGGAUUGCCCUCCUCCUCCUGAGUCAGCCAUGAAUGCAGGUACAGAUUCUGAAGUGGAAGACGGGGAUGGGGAUGAGGAUGGUAUGGAAUAUGAUGAUGAAGAUUACGAUGACGAAGAUGGAAUUAUCAUUGUUGAUGCUGAUAAUGAUGAUGUAGAAGAUAGUAAACUAGUAAAACAACUUGUGUAGGAAUAUUUUUGAGACGAGAAAACUAAUGACAUCAAAGUGAGAAUUAGAGAAUUUUGA
This is a messenger RNA of Argentina anserina (silverweed cinquefoil), 1020 nucleotides long. Its product is annotated as protein REGULATOR OF FATTY ACID COMPOSITION 3, chloroplastic. Gene Ontology annotation, molecular function: structural constituent of ribosome; small ribosomal subunit rRNA binding. The record is from RefSeq and is a predicted model, not a curated record. Gene Ontology annotation, biological process: translation. NCBI's taxonomy places the organism in Eukaryota, Viridiplantae, Streptophyta, Magnoliopsida, Rosales, Rosaceae. Gene Ontology annotation, cellular component: ribosome; small ribosomal subunit.